AUGGCAGCAACAAGACGUACCCCGGCCCAGGUGCAAGCUCAACUCCCGGUUGCUGUUUUUCGCCUUCGCCAGGAAAAUGACUACAACGCAGCCACAUGGCCGACGGCGGUCGCGGGCUACGAAGAUCUUUUGGCAGAUGCCGACUUCUAUCGGAAAGAAGAAGACCCAAUCUUUGAUACCGCCCUGACGGACAUAUUCAAUGAAGCCAAGAUGCUGCUCGAGGUGCACGAACGGUACUGUGCCCGGGUCAAGGGACCCUAUCGCUUCACCACCAUGCGGACGCCAAGGUUGACAUUUCCAACGCGCAUGGCGCCGUAUACUCGAGACUUGCCUGACCCGUGCUGCGAUGAAAAACCAAGGCCGCCGCCAACGUACACCUCCUUGGUUCCCCGGCCAGACCAGGUCAUGGACCCACCGUUCCAGCCUCAACUCAUGUCGUUCAAGAGAGGACUGGAUUGGAAGUACUUCUUCAAACGAAAGGAGGCCCAGGAAAUGUACGGAGACUAUAGAAAUUUCAGCGUGCACGCGGACUUGUGGGCAAAAGAACCCAAUACCAAGGAAAAGCGCUGGAGGGAGACCCAUCCGUGGCUGCAGAGGAACGGUAACUCGAAGGGUAUCAACCUUGCGCAAUUUGAAAACAAGAUAUACGAGCGCCUGAUGCAACAAAGCAUACCGGCCAAUCUCAAGUUCGGACAUGACAUCCAGGCUUUGCCCUUGCAGGACGAUAAGAGGUUCGCCGUUGAGCGCGGCCUGAGGCGCGUACUGAUCCAAAAGGUCCUGGCAAUCAUGGACAAUAGCGAGAACAGGGAGAUUGGUAGCGCAUGGAGGCGCGUAGUUCUCCCCAAGAAGCCUGAGAAGUUCAAGGACAUUCACUUUAGCGCCAUGGCCUUGCCUCGCCGGGAGAAGUGGAACGACGACACCCACACGUUCGACGUGGACCGGCACAAGGAGUAUGAGCCAUCGCCUUGGGUCUACUGGUACAACCAGUGGCGCGAGCAAGCCGACUACCUCUCGGCCUGGAGCCGCAAGCAGUAUCAGAAACGCUACUGGAAAGACUUCAAGCGCAUCCAUUUGCCCGUCAACUACCGCGGCCCGUACACGUUUGACGACAAGAACGUCUGGGACAAGCAUUGGCUGGCCGUAGGCAAGAAGCUGGUUGCGCUCAAGGCGGUGCUGGAAAAACUGGAGCAGACCAACAGCCGUCAGAUGCUGACGUGGUGCCUUGCAGACAUGAGGGCAGGUGAAGCAGGAGAACCCCUCUCAGACGAAGUUAUCCCCCGACCCAAUAUUGACUUGGUGACCGGAAGAGACGACAAAUUCCAACUUGUGGAUGAUACAGACAUAUCAUGGCUCAAGAUAUUUUGCUUGCCGCCCACCAGCAAAGCUCUCUGUGGCCUAUCCGUUACCCAGCCCGAGGACCCCCUCAUCAUCAUUCUGGAUAAUCGCUUGCAAGCCCUGAUGACGGACGUUCACAACAAUCCCUUCUGGGUAGCUGAUCACAGGAAGGGCGAUGAGAGGCCUACCUACAGGCCUAGACAGAUUGCUCUGGAACAUCUGCUACCUAUGAUCAAUCUUGGAGGUAAGGAAGUUGCCAGUCGUCAGUGGGAAAAGGAUCUUGUCACCGUGUUUCAUACGCCUCCGAAAUUUGAGCUCAACGGGGCACCAUUACCAAAUGCCUUGUACCAGUUCAGUCUCAAGGAGCUAAAGGUGUAUUGUUCACAAUUGGCAGAGAUGGGCCGCAUUUCUUAUAAGCGUCCGGAAAACCCUGUUGGGUUCAAAGACGGCCAGUGGUGGUCAGGCAAGGGCAUGCUCUACGGCUAUCCGGACCCCAACUUUGCGUCGGCCGGCGGUUUCAUUGUCUCAGUGCCGCCCGGUGUAGACGCGCACGACAACUUCAACGUCGAAUCAAGUUCGGACAGCGAAGGCAAUCCAUUGAGGUACGCAGAGGAGCGCAUACGCUGGCGCCACAGAGACCAGGCUGCGGUCGAUGCCGCAAACGCCAAGAAUAGUGAGGAGUAUGCAAACGUUAUGAUGGCACGCAAUCGGGCAGCCAUACACACCGACCAGCUCCCGUACCAAACGUGGAGAAACCGCUACAUCGUCGAGAGAUUUUGGAAGCAGGGCCCAGAAUUUCCAGCAACCAGCGUACAAGCCCGACGCGAUUGUCCAUCAUGGGAAGAUCUUUGCGACUACAAGACCGUCGUAAACCGGGAUACGGGCUACUCGACCAAGACGACCCAGUUCUUGCGUAACCUGGCCUACCGCAUGGGUCGUACCCUUAGGUCGUAUCGUGACUUGGUCAAGAGAACCUCAAGACAGUCAGCCCUGAAGCGCACACAUUGUAACACUGCCCUCAGGGAAUGGAAGAAGCACGUUGAGAAGCUAUGGCUCGACCCUGCGGCGGCCAACGGAGCCUUUAUUCCCAUAAAACUGGCCUCGGCCAAUACCGUGAUUGCGAAGGCAGACGAGCAACACCCGGCAGCGGGUAGCAAGAACGCCACGGAGAUUUUUGAAGUCAUCCGUGGAGGUAUCAUUGAAGACAUGGUCCAGGACCGUGUCAUGCUGUACCCCAGUCGGCGGACCGUCUUUACGGAUAAACACUCACAAAUGUUUGAGUUCUUUGAGAGAGCCAACAUUUGGAGCUUUGGAAAGGAGGAAGUUCGAGAGCGCCACGCUCCGUACCGACGGAAGCGGUACUUCGACAUGCAACGGUGGCCGGUGAGCAAGCAGACCAAGGAGACAACCAGAACGACCAUUAUCGAGCGUCGUGAUGAGGAUCCAAGUAUACAGCCCGUGGCAUCCUUUUUCAAGUACGGCAUCAAGGUUGGGCCGACGGAAAUGGUUCCCGCAAACAGUGAUGUCGUGUCGCGGUUGGUUGGACUGAUAUCCGACCCAGACAAAUCGAAUGUUGCUGGCCAACUCGUACGAUACCUAUCGAAGGAGAUUGUCAAGAUUGUUGAGACCACCGACAACUUUGGACCAGGCUGGCAGAUCUACGUUGCGCCUCCUGGAACCAGUGUGCAACCUUCGAGCAAGACCAUUAGUGGUGGCGCUGUAAUGCCAGGCGCAGCAUUCAAGCCAAUCGCCCGAAUCAAGCAGCAAUUCAUACCCGGACCUGCAGUGUUCCCCAUGGGAGAUACUUUGUUGCAGCAGGUCAAGAUCAGUCAGGAACUUGAGAAGAUUCUGGAUCCAACGUAUCAGAGGAGCAACCGUCUUGGUGAUAUCAUUGGCCACAUGGCAGAUUGGAUCACUCCUCCUCCCAAGCGCGUAUCUCUCUUGCCAGACAUGGACCUGACCAAGACUCCAUCCUCUGUGGGCCUGGACUUGAAGCGCAAGGUCCCCACCGCCUUUAUGGCCUCGGAUGGGCGUGUGCCUAAGAGGCAGAUCAUCCAUGGAGGCACUAUAGCACGAGGAGCCAUCACCGCCGGCGACAGUGGCGAUAGUGAGAGCGACGCAGAUGACGUAGAAUGGGAAGAUGCCGACAACAUUCUUCCGUCUCACCUGCGCAGCGAUGGUAACGAGAUUGUCCGGACGUCCAGGAAGAAGAAUGGCACGUGGAGAAUUAGACUCGUGCCCGAUCUCGAGGAUGUCAUGAGAUUAGACGUCUGGGGCAGGAUGGCGCGCGGUGCAAAGAUGACCACGGGGAAUUUUUACAUCACUGGAAAAACAUCAGCGCUCGGGGGAGGAGCCUCACGGCCGGUCACAAAGCCUCUGAGCGCCGCGGCCCAGGCUCGCCUCGACGCCGCUAGGGCCGACUUCAACGCCAUCUUCCCCCGAGGCUACGCCAUGCUGCCGACGAGCGGCAACAGACUGCUCUGUGCCCUCUACGCCAUCAUUGGUAGUAUACAGGCGCAAUACCCAGCCGAGACGGCGCCGACCAUUGCGGAAUUGUACGACCACUUCCAGCACCCGCGAGACAGCAUGAUCCAGACACAGCGGACCAUCACGGGCCUGACCAACAUGAACGAGCUGGGCAGCGACCAGGCCGCCUCGACGCUGCUCGACUGGGCCCUCGCGCGCGGCCGCGUCUACCAGCUCGGUGUCUACGCGCCCGCCACCUCCAUGUCGCACGUGCUGCUGGGCAUCCCGGCGAGUCACGGCACCCCCACCGGCACCGUCUGGAUUCAGAACAAUGCCCAACAGGCCGGUAUCGACGCCCUUAUCGCGGCAGAGAAUGCUGUCAUUGCCAAGAAGAAAGGAGCGUCAUUGACGAUUGCCGAAAUUCAAGCGGUCUGGGGCUCUGCUGGUUCCAGCAACCACUACUCUGCACUGAGGCCGAAUUAA
Messenger RNA from Pestalotiopsis fici W106-1, 4284 nucleotides. RefSeq lists its product as uncharacterized. The coding region runs from base 1 to 4284 and encodes 1427 amino acids. NCBI's taxonomy places the organism in Eukaryota, Fungi, Ascomycota, Sordariomycetes, Amphisphaeriales, Sporocadaceae. The transcript has 3 exons. The record is from RefSeq and is a predicted model, not a curated record.